AUGCAUACUGCUGCUCUCUUCCUUGCUCUCUCCCUCUCUGCCCAUGCGGUGCCUGUCCUCAAUGCUCGUGGAAAUGACACCGUCGAGCGUAGAGAAGAAGGUCCCUACAAAGUCGUGAAUGUUGCGGGUCCUACUACUCCCGUUGUUGAGACCAUCACUGCGACUAACCCUCCGGCGCCGCCUACCACUAUCACCGUUACUGAGUUCCCCUCGUCCACACCAGCUUCCGUGCCUGGCGCUUCUCCCUCACCUUGGAAUGCCGGGCCUAACGUGGGUGGUGCUCCGCUGGGUCGCCGCGACACCAACAGCAGCGCAAGUGCACUGAGCCGUCGUGCGAUGUUUGAGGAGGAUGCCCCUACCAACAGCACUGCCAGCCGACGUGGACUCCUCGACGAUGCUACCAACAGCACCCUGAGCCGACGUGCGAUGUUUGAGGAGGAUGCCCCAACUAACAGUACCGCGAGCCGACGUGGAAUCCUCGAUGAUGCUAGUAACAGCACCCUGAGCCGACGUGCGAUGUUUGAGGAUACCCCGACCAACAGCACCCUGAGCCGACGUGCGAUGUUUGAGGAGGAUGCUCCUACCAACAGCACCGAAAAGCAUGCAAUGGCCGCUCGCAGUAACACCACUUCCGAAGUUUUGGCUCGUAGCCUGAACGAGACAGCUGUGCAGACUCGGGAGCUUAAGGAUGCCCUUGUUUCCGAGCAUCACAAUGCCAGCGAUGUUAGUGGCAAGUUCGGGGUUGUGGCCAGGGACACUCAGAAAUCCGAGAACGCCACUGAUAUUGGCAGCAAGGUCCCAAUUCGCGCCCGGAAUGAUACAGUUUUGCAGGCACGGGCAUUCAAUGACACCCCCUCUGACACCGCCAUCAUGUCUUCCAGGCCUCACGCCAGGGGCCUGAACCACACAGACUCUCAGGCGUAG
This is a messenger RNA of Aspergillus luchuensis, 924 nucleotides long. RefSeq lists its product as uncharacterized. The coding region runs from base 1 to 924 and encodes 307 amino acids. The transcript has a single exon. The record is from RefSeq and is a predicted model, not a curated record. Lineage: Eukaryota; Fungi; Ascomycota; Eurotiomycetes; Eurotiales; Aspergillaceae.